This is a messenger RNA of Megalopta genalis, 1082 nucleotides long. RefSeq lists its product as uncharacterized. Lineage: Eukaryota; Metazoa; Arthropoda; Insecta; Hymenoptera; Halictidae. The record is from RefSeq and is a predicted model, not a curated record.
UUAAAGGUUUCACGAUGGAUCCGCGAACGUUCCUUUUCGUUGUGAUUUUCGCCAGUUGCGACGUAUUCAUCAAUUUCGUUACCAGCAACCCGAUCGCAAUACACGAAGGAACUGCAUCCGACAUAAUAAAAUUUCUCGUGGAUUGCAUACAUUCGGAUAACGAAACAUACACGGCGUGCUUUAAAAGAGAGAAGCGGCUUUUACAUUCUCAAAAUAUAGAUCAUAGGUGCAUGAAGCCGUGUUUAGAGGACUGUAGUAGGAGGAUCAGUCAAGUGCCUCAAGCCUGUGAAGAUGAUUGUAACCAUUGCAUAAAAAAAGUAAAGCAUCGUCAAAUUGGUAUCACCGAUGCCGAAAUGCAUAUACUAUGCAGUCACGAAAAUUGCACUAACAAUAGGGUUAAACGCGAGGAUGCUAAACACAUAAACAUCGAUGUUACUUCUACUGUCCACGUUGACAAUCAUGUCGGAACCAGUCCUCAUCAACCGCAAUGUCCAUGUUAUUAUCACACUUGGACGCCAUGCUACUGUCGCCCUACAUAUACAUACAAUAUAUGCCGAUAUUAUACUUAUUGGCCCUGCUAUUGAGUAAGUUUAAGUACGUUACCAUAAUUUUUCCUACAUGUUAAAUGCCUCAUCACGAGAUGAAAAACUUAAUUUUUCAAAAACCCCUAAUUUUCAUCAUUGUUUGUUUUCCGAAAACAAAUAUAUAACCUUCUUAUAUGACAUAAUCUUGGCAUAAAUUUCCUCGCAAAGUACACUAUCAAGUGUUUUACAUGUAUUUCAUCGAAGCAGACUUGGUUGACUUGGACUAUGGAACUAGCUUACUACAAAUUAGUUUAUGCAUAAAAAUUUCCUUAGACUGACUAUUUCGAAAUUCAGUUUUGAGAAGCUGAUUCAGAUUAUGAAAAAUGAGUGUACGAUCAUUUUCUAGUGAUCUAUAAAGGCACUUAAAUUAUUGUUUGAGCGGUACAGAUUUAUACAUAUAUUCGUGCAUAUUCCACACAAAUCAUUCUAUUAUCAUCUACGAAUUUGUAGCCUGUGCCCUGAAAUGAUUUAUUAAAUAUUAAGGAGCAUUAAAUAUCA